This is a messenger RNA of Rhinolophus ferrumequinum (greater horseshoe bat), 3327 nucleotides long. RefSeq names its product nerve growth factor receptor (gene NGFR). Gene Ontology annotation, biological process: Rho protein signal transduction. The record is from RefSeq and is a predicted model, not a curated record. The transcript is spliced from 6 exons. Gene Ontology annotation, molecular function: coreceptor activity; nerve growth factor binding; death receptor activity. NCBI's taxonomy places the organism in Eukaryota, Metazoa, Chordata, Mammalia, Chiroptera, Rhinolophidae. Gene Ontology annotation, cellular component: plasma membrane; cell surface. The coding region runs from base 117 to 1403 and encodes 428 amino acids.
CCAGAGGGAGCGGAGCUUCGGCCAGCUCCGGGGGGCGGGCGCUGGAGCGCAGCGCAGCCCUAUCUGUCCGCGGAGCGGACUAACUGGAAGCCGGGCGCUGCCGCGGGAGGCGGACGAUGGGGGCAGGUGCCGCCGGAUGCGCCAUGGACCCGCUGCGCCUGCUGCUGCUUUUGCUGCUCCUGGGGGUGUCACUUGGAGGCGCCAAGGAGGCAUGCCCCACAGGCCUGUACACCCACAGUGGGGAGUGCUGCAAAGCCUGCAACCUGGGCGAGGGUGUGGCCCAGCCUUGCGGAGCCAACCAGACUGUUUGUGAGCCCUGCCUGGACAGCGUGACGUUCUCCGAUGUGGUGAGCGCCACGGAACCAUGUAAGCCGUGCACAGAGUGCGUGGGCCUGCAGAGCAUGUCGGCACCAUGCGUGGAAGCGGAUGACGCUGUGUGCCGCUGCGCCUACGGCUACUACCAGGACGAGACGACCGGCAGCUGCGAGGCUUGCCGCGUGUGCGAGCCAGGCUCGGGCCUCGUGUUCUCCUGCCAGGAUAAGCAGAACACGGUGUGUGAGGAGUGUCCCGACGGCACGUACUCAGACGAAGCCAACCACGUGGACCCGUGCCUGCCCUGCACUGUGUGCGAAGACACCGAGCGCCAGCUGCGCGAAUGCACGCGCUGGGCCGACGCGGAGUGCGAGGAGAUCCCUGGCCGCUGGAUUACACGGUCGACACCCUCAGAGGGCUCAGACAGCACGGCUCCCAGCACCCAGGAGCCCGAGGUACCUCCCGAGCAAGACCCCGUGGCCAGUACAGUGGCAGAUGUGGGGACCACAGUGAUGGGCAGCUCCCAGCCCGUGGUGACGCGCGGCACCACUGACAACCUCAUCCCCGUCUACUGCUCCAUCCUGGCCGCUGUGGUGGUGGGCCUCGUGGCCUACAUAGCCUUCAAGAGGUGGAAUAGCUGCAAGCAGAACAAGCAAGGAGCCAAUAGCCGGCCUGUGAACCAGACGCCCCCACCCGAGGGAGAAAAACUCCACAGCGACAGCGGCAUCUCUGUGGACAGCCAGAGCCUGCAUGACCAGCAGUCCCACACGCAGACGGCCGCAGGCCAGGCCCUCAAGGGGGAUGGAGGCCUGUACAGCAGCCUGCCACCAGCCAAGCGGGAGGAGGUGGAGAAACUGCUCAACGGCUCUGCGGGGGACACCUGGCGGCACCUGGCAGGCGAGCUGGGCUACCAGCCUGAACACAUAGACUCCUUCACCCAUGAGGCCUGCCCGGUCCGUGCCCUGCUCGCCAGCUGGGCUGCCCAGGACAGCGCGACACUUGAUGCCCUCCUGGCCGCCCUGCGUCGCAUCCAGCGCGCCGACAUUGUCGAGAGCCUGUGCAGUGAGUCUACGGCCACGUCCCCUGUGUGAGCUGCCCUGGGAAGCCCUGCCCUGCCCCCACAUUCUGAGGACUGAUGCUCCAGCCUACCCCCACGGGCCAGCAUCAGAGCUGAGCUCCUCUGGGCAGGGCAGGGGAGCCCGGGCCCCUAAACCAGCCCUGUCACUGCUCCCACGUGGUCCCACAGCUUCUGAUCACACCCCCUCUGCAGCGCCAGAGUGCCCCUACUGCCUCUCCCACCCUGUCCCUGUCCCCUCACCAUCUCAGGCCUUCUGUUUCCUUCGCCCUAUACUUCUAGGUGGGCAAGGCCUUCCCACCUUAACAGGUGUCAUACCUGAGGGGUGACGCCGGGGAUGGUGUUAGAGGUGAUGACGAGGCCCCAGACACUCAGAGGGAGACACUAAGGAACCAGAGCCAUGGACUCUACACUGUGAACUUGGGGACCGAGGGAGCAGCAUCGCUGCCUCAGCCCCCCUCAGGCCUCCCCUCUGGCCUAAGAUGAAGAAGAUCAGAGGCCUGACAGAGCUGGAAGGGGGUUUUAAAACUUAGUCCACCCCCUCAUUUUACAUACUGAAGAGUAAGGCCCAGAGAGAGGCAGUGGCUUGCCCAAAGCCACCCAGCAAUGGGGUGGCCAAAUAUGGGCGGAUCCCCUCCUCUCUGAAUGAGGAGCACAGGCCUGAGUUUUGCUUGAGGGCUAGGAGAGGGGGGCCAGGGAGACCCUCUAGGAAAUAUGUCCUGUAGCCAAAUCCCGCCCACUCUCCACCAUCUCCAAGCCUGUCCAACCCCGGUGGAGACGGGAUGCUUUACCCAAGGCCUGGUCCCGUGAUCCAUUAUGACCUGAGUCAGGUUUGGGGUUUGUGGAAAGGGGCGCUACUUCCCUCUGCCUGCCCCGCUCAGGUGUGUCGGUGUGGCAUCUGUGGUGUGGCCCAAUCUGUAGGUACCCUCCAUCCUGGCACAGACCCAGAACCAACACAGGCCGUGUCUUUUCCUAGAGUCAGUCAGGGACUAAGGAGCCCCCCCAACCUGCAAGACAGAUACACACACACACACACACACACACACACACACACACACACACGAGAUGAGAAAUCUUUUCUCCACAAGUUCUUUCUCUCGGGCUGGGACCGGAUCCUGCCUGGGGCAGCUGCCAGAGAAGCAUCACAGGGAAUUGAACUCUGCUCUCUCUCUUCCCUCGCCCCCGGGUUUGGCGGGCCAAGGACAACUGAGGUUGGAGCUGGCGCCUGUCUUCCAGCAAGGGCCUGCUCCCCGCAUCCUCCUCUUCCCUGCAGGCAUGGAUUUGGCUGGGCCCCGAAGGUCGUGAUGAAGAAAAACGGACAGUGUGGGAAUGCAGCAAGAAGGAACUGAGACUGUAGCCCCUAGAGGGUCUCUCCCAAGUUUAGAGGACCCUACAAAGGACUGUUUUCCCCCUAGCUUGGUGCCAGGAAGGGGCCCGGAGGUCUCUCCUGGCCUGUUUUGCUUGAUGUUGGAAUGAGAGUGGCUCCCCUCUAUUUAGCAUGAACGAGCCCCAAGCAGGGUGUGCACUGACGGCCACCCCUUCCCCUGCCCAGGUGCUCCCAGCCCUGCGUGAGGGACUGGACACGUCGUAUGUAGAUGGCAUUUCUGGGAUUUCAAUCUGUGAAGAGAGGAAAAAACUCACCUGCUGGCCCCUCACCCGUGCACCUAGGAGUGGACAGAGUCUGAGUGUAUUUAUUUCCCUCCCCAGCAGUUGGGGAGGGGGUUGGGGGUGGCAAGUAUGUUUUAGCAUGUGUUUGGUUCUGGGGCCCCACCUGUCUCCUUUUGGGCCGAGAUGGAACCCUUUUGGCCCCCUAGCUGGUGGCUGUGAGCUCCAGACUCCCUGACACCUUCCCUUUGCAUCCUGUGUAACCAUUUCUUGGGCCCUCCUGAAACUUACACAUAAAACAUAAAUGAUGAACAUUAAAUAGCAAAGAAAGAAAA